GUACCUCCUAAACAACAAAGAUUUACAUUCUUGCCUUUUGGUCAAUAAAUAUUGGGCUUCUUGUGCCGUACCAAUUUUAUGGGAAUCUCCUUUCAAUAUAAAUGAUAAAUUUAUUCCGUCACCCAAAUUAAUUCGGACCUAUCUCACAUUUAUAACGGUUGAGAAUUUUCACAAUAGUUCAACGGUUAAAAGGCCGCUUUACGAUUAUCCAUCGUUUCUCAAAGAACUUCCAUUUGAUCGAUUUAUUAAUGCUGCCAUUGCGAGCGAAUGCUCUGAGGCAAAAAUAAUCGAAUUAAUUAUAAUGUUUUCAAAUUAUGCAGUAAAGUUUCGUCGAUUUGAUCUUUAUAACCACCUAUCUUCAAAUUUUCAUGAUCAUAUGGCUUCUACGAUUCUUCUUCAGCUUUUUGAAUACUCUCUAAUGUUUAGGAACUUGUCACGCCUAAAUUGCACAUAUCAUUGGCCUGCUAAAAAAGAUCAAAUCUUUAAUGUAAUAGCAGAUAUCUGUCAUAAUAUUGAAAAUCUUAAAGCUACUGUUUGGAAUGAGGAUGAAGGAAUUGCAUUAACAAAACUUGUGUGGGCUCAAAAACGGUUAAAAAAAUUCUCACUAUUAAAUAGCAAUAGCUUCGCAUCAUUUCCUGUUCAAUCUCUCGAAUGUCAAAUACAAUCACUUAAUAGUUUAACGUUCAAAGACAUGCAUUCCAACAGCAGAUUGGCUAAAGUAUCAAAUUUUAAUUAUACUACGUUUCAAUUAAAUGAUAAAGCCAUCUUUUCACUUACUCAACGUAUCAAGAUUACUAAGUUAAAGUUUAAACACUGUGAAGGACUUAGCUCCUCAAUAUCCCUUCCCAUUACUUCUAUGUAUUCAAACUUAACGUCUCUGGAAUACUCUUAUGGAGGUUAUAACAUUUAUGAUAAUGCGACUCCUAUUAAUCUAUUAUCUGAUCUUGUCAAAACGAAUAGUAAAACUCUUGAAAGAAUUAUCUUUGAUUGGCAUUCCAAUAAUUUUCUUGAAUGUACUCAACUGAUCAGAAAUAUUGCGGAAUGUACAGUUAACCUUAAACAUUUAAAAAUCCCACUUUACACAUUAGAACAACUUGCUUUAAUUCUUCAAACUACAAACCAGUUAAAAAAACUUGAAAUAUAUAUGGGGAAAAAAAUUAAUCCACACUAUGCUCUUUUUCUUUUUAUUAAUAUACCAUUUAAUAACCUUAAAAAUUCUAUAAUCCAAUUAUCUUUUGAUGGUUAUGGGAGAAUUCGGCCAAAGGUGAAUCAAUUAAAACAAAUCUUUGAAGAAAUUUUUUAUAAAAAUCAAAUUACCAAUUUUGUUUUAAAUCAACACAAUUGGCCAAAUCUUUCAAAAGAUAAGAAAGAGGAAUUAUCAAAAAUUUUUCCAAUGCUUAAAAGAAUGGCUGUCAGCAAUUACCAGACACCAUCACUACGUUCAGCAAGUUCAGCACCUUCAGAGAUGGAAAAAUUAUUGCAUAUUCUUACUAGAUAUUAG
Messenger RNA from Dentiscutata erythropus, 1501 nucleotides. NCBI's taxonomy places the organism in Eukaryota, Fungi, Glomeromycota, Glomeromycetes, Diversisporales, Gigasporaceae. The record is from the annotation of a GenBank genome assembly.